Molecule: messenger RNA, 1575 nt
Organism: Clonostachys rhizophaga
Lineage: Eukaryota; Fungi; Ascomycota; Sordariomycetes; Hypocreales; Bionectriaceae
Source: the annotation of a GenBank genome assembly
AUGAGCAACCAUAUCCAGGACAGUUGGGUUAAACACUUGCGGAAGUCAGAAGCUGCCGCACGCAGAAUCACCUGUCCAGAAUGCAAGGCUGAGCUCGAUAGCAAUCUGGAGGACUUCAAGGCACACGUCCGCGACAAUGUCUCCGAGCACGGUAAUCUGACGGGCGAUGCGGCCAUUGCGGAUGCUUUUAAACGGAUCAGCUUAAGAUCAACCAAAUCUGCCGAUCAGUCUUCGACCAAAAUAUCAAAGAAGAGACCGUCCGGCCCAGCUGCACUCGAGAGCAUCGACCACAGAGACACGAGCAUGAGCAACGAACGAGGGAACAAGAAAGUCUGCUCGCCGACUUCUUCUGACCACCAACACGCAUCUCCCAACAGCAAGCAUCCUGUCAAUCGGAGCCGUGCACGCCCAAAUGAUUUCGAUCGUUAUGGUUCGGGAGCUCGACCUGCCGGCCGCCUCUUCAACCCAGAGCAGGAUUCUACAGGUGCAGGUCGACAACCGAAAGGCAUCUUCCACGCUUCCAAAGCUUCCCAGCAGCAGCGGGAACAUCAACAGAAAAGACAGCUGGAGACCCGCGGCCGGCAACAGCCACCUCCUCCCCUCAAAGUUGAGGCUCAAGACAACGGCUCAACAAACCUCAUCAAUAGCCCGCACACGUCGAUCACCCCCCAGCCAGAAACGAAGCCGAUAUCUCAUGAACAAUUGGUGGCCGAAGUGAAGGGGAUCUAUGCCGGCUUGGUUAUGAUUGAAACGAAGUGUAUCGAGGUCGAUAACUCCCAGUCGACAAGCCCAGAGCAAAAAUUAACAAAGGAUCAAUGGCAAGCCCUUAUCGCGCUCCAUCGUACGCUCCUCCACGAGCAUCACGACUUUUUCCUAGCCAGCCAACAUCCUGCAGCCAACGCUGCACUUCGACGCCUCGCAUCCAAGUAUGCUAUGCCUGCGCGUAUGUGGAGACAUGGCAUUCACUCAUUUCUGGAGCUGCUUCGCCGCAGACUCCCUGAUUCAUAUGAGUACAUGCUUACCUUCAUCUAUCUGGCAUAUGCAAUGAUGGCGUUGCUCUACGAGACUGUUCCUAAUUUCGAGGAUACAUGGGUUGAAUGUCUAGGAGAUCUCGCCAGAUACCGUAUGGCCAUUGAGGAUAAUGAUCUGAAGGAUCGCGAGACCUGGACAGGAGUUGCUCGCCAGUGGUACAGCUUCGCUUCGGAGAAGGCACCAUCAACUGGCCGACUUUACCACCAUCUUGCGAUCUUAGCCCGGCCAAAUGCUAUUCAACAACUGUACUUCUAUACGAAGUCUCUCUGUGUUAUUAUUCCAUUUCACAGUGCCAGGGAAAGUAUAAUGACUCUCUUCGAUCCGGUUCUUACCGCUGGUACAGCGGCUCGCCUCCCUGCAAUUGAUGCUGCCUUUGUUCGUGUGCAUGGUAUCUUUUUCUCCAAGAAGAAUAAAGAACUCUUGGAUCCGUCUAUUGACGAGUACUGUACGCUUUUGGAUCCUUACAUUGGCAAAGUGACGAAGAAGUUUCUUGAAGUCGGGCAAGUAUACCAGAUGGAACAAGCACAGGGGAGCAAUUACUGA